GUAUCAACCUAUAUUUUAUACUUUAAUUUCUGAUAAUUUUAUUUAAAAUUAUCUGUCCCUAUUAUGCAAUAUGGAUAUGCUAUGGUCGACUGUAAUAUGUAACUACGUGUUCGUGAUGUCAGUGCUAGCCCUGUAUCUGGGGCGGCUGGUAGUUAUAACGCUGGUGGAGGAUCAGCCGCCAAGCUUCGCGAUACCUCGACUGCUAUUCAUGUUGGCUGUGGCCAUUUUGGUGGAAAGGCGGGCUGGCUAUACAUCCUGCAUGUCCCGUCCUGUAUCCCUCCUCUACGAGGUCAUUAUAACAAUUCUGAUGUGUAACCUCGCCCUAACUCUAGUCUGGGACCAAGUGGAGAAGAUAGUGCACCUCUUUUUGAGCCAUGCUGCUAUGAUUGUCGAGACUAUACUGGGCUGUACUAUUGUCUGUCCAAAAUGCAAGGGUGUACAUGGACUACAGUUCGCCGUUACUCUCAUCAUAGCCAUCCUGGUGCUGUGCUGGGUUUUGUACUCGGUCACCACCUACGCUUUGUUUGAAAAGACUGUGAGGCAGUGUAUGUACAUGCAGCCACUUCAACUGCGGUUUUGCUCCAUGGUACAGGUGAGGUACAUCAACCCAGAGACUCACACCACAGAGUGCCCCCUAGUGGAGCAACUGAACGCACCCAGAGACGACGGAAAAAAUCCCGUCAUCGAUCCCCAAAAAUUUGAAAUUAUUGGUCACUGUGAAUAGUUAAUUAAAUAUUCUGUAAUAACAUA
Homalodisca vitripennis (glassy-winged sharpshooter) is the source of this 750-nucleotide messenger RNA. RefSeq lists its product as uncharacterized. The record is from RefSeq and is a predicted model, not a curated record. The transcript has 4 exons. Bases 71 to 724 code for a protein of 217 amino acids. NCBI's taxonomy places the organism in Eukaryota, Metazoa, Arthropoda, Insecta, Hemiptera, Cicadellidae.